Aaosphaeria arxii CBS 175.79 is the source of this 1380-nucleotide messenger RNA. RefSeq lists its product as uncharacterized. The record is from RefSeq and is a predicted model, not a curated record. Bases 172 to 1050 code for a protein of 292 amino acids. The transcript has a single exon. NCBI's taxonomy places the organism in Eukaryota, Fungi, Ascomycota, Dothideomycetes, Pleosporales.
GGAGAAACGAUUUGAAACCCCUCUUUAAACGAUGAACGGAAAAAUAGGAAUUAUAUGGGUCCUGCAGAAGGUAAAGUAUGUAAUGUAACCUUUGAGAUCUUUAAAAUCUAAGCCCACGCCUGUAAUUACUCGAUCGGGUUUCACGACGUACAAUAUCACCAGUAUUGAAGGAUGAGACUAUACGCUUUUGCUAGACUCUUGCUGUUGCAGCUUCUCGCGCAGUAUGCGUUUGCUGCGAGCAUACGGAGCAUCUUCUUGUUCAAAGAUGUGAUGAAAUCGAACACCACAGCGUUGAAAACAUCUGGCUUCAAUUCAGUCAUCAUGUUUGGAGUAGGCAUUCUCGGUGACGGUGGCAUUAUGUACUACUCCAACACCCCUGGAAGUAGUGACGUUCUAGUUGCAUCCGGAGGUGCCUACGUUGGUGGCGACGCGCUGGCUGCGAAGGUCCGUUCACUGAAAGAAGGAGACACGGGCAUCAAUCGCAUCGAGAUCUCAAUGAACUCACAACAUGUCCGUGAUUUGAUGUCAAAACCAGGACCGGGCGUCGAUACGCCCUUGUAUCGAAACUUUGCAGCAUUGAAGAAAGCUUGGAGCCUCGAUGCUGUGAACAACGACGACGAAUCUCUCUACGAUGUUGCCAGCACCGUCACUUUCGCAAAGAUGCUUGGAAAUGCUGGAUACAAGUACACCAUUGCGCCAUACACCAACACAAACUUUUGGCGAAGUGUCACGACACAGUUGAAUCAAGGACUGAAGGAGCCCGAUCUUCUGAUGGACAGAGUUUACCUACAAUGCUACGACGGCGGAGCAAACAACAAUCCUGCCAGCUGGCAGAGUACCCUUGGGUUGAAGGUUGUGCCUUUGAUCUGGGUAACAAAUGAUUCCAAGCCUGUCUACGGUACAACUGCAGCGCAGGCGCGGACAAAGUUCACGAACUGGAACAAGGCAGGUGCUUUGGCGGGUGGAGGAUAUUGGAACGAUUACGACAUUGAGAAGAUGGGUCUCUCGUACAAGCAAUAUGGAGAUGUUCUGACUAGCAUUUUCCCAUGAUCAGAGACACUGUUUGUGUAAACAUAUCAAACGAUAUUUCUAUUGUCCACCAUCAUCGAUAUGGCUAGCUCAAAUUUUGCCCUUCAAUUACCAUAUUCCAGAUUGCGUCUUUAUCAAGACCCGAAUUUCCUGAUUCGCAACAUCGUAUAUUGACUUCUUCUUCUUCUUCAUUUGUUAAUUCCUUCAUGGUUUCAACAAACUGAUUUGUUACUAGCCGCCAGCAUUUGCGGUAAAAUUCGCGGUGCACUUGCUUCCAGGCAAGAUCAUAGCCAUCCAUUUCCAAUGAAUCGGAAUUGGAAUUAGUCUCUUCCUCGGAUUCUGAUGACUCGC